UAAAACCGUUCGUUUUUCCAUUAAAGCGUGAAAGUCAACCGGUUACUAUCAGUUGCUGUGAACUCUUAAACUAGUUCGGGCAACACGUGGUUUGUUUUAGUGACCAAAUGGGAACGACACAAUCAGUUCUUGAAGAUUUAAAUUUACCAAAAAUAAAAAAGCUUGAGGAGAUCAGGUUUUAUUUGCACGACACUGAGCAUGUUGUCAAAACAGAUAGCAUCAACCCUAACACAACUCUAAACUCGUACCUGCGACAAAAUUUAAACUUAACCGGAACUAAAGCAAUGUGUCAUGAAGGCGGUUGCGGUGCUUGCGUUGUAGUUAUACAAAAAAAAGACUCAAUUACCCAAAAAGACACAUUUUUGUCUGUGAAUUCUUGCUUGAUUCCAAUUUUGUCAUGUAACGGUUGGAGGGUUUACACAGUUGAGGGUAUAGGUAGCCCACUUUUGGGCUACCACCCAGUCCAACAAAUUCUAGCUAAAUUUAAUGGCACACAGUGUGGUUUUUGCUCUCCUGGGAUGGUUAUGAACAUGUACGCUUUAUACGAAUCUGGAAAUUUGACAAUAGAGGAAGUCGAAAAUUCUUUUGGGGGGAACAUUUGCAGGUGUACAGGAUAUAGAUCUAUUCUUGCAGCUUUUAAGUCUCUUUGUACUGAUUCGUGUCCGGAAAUUCUCGGACAGCAUCCUGAUAUUGAGGACUUAAGGGUUUGUCAAAGAAACAGUUGUGAAAAGAAGUGUGAGAAGAUUUCAGAGGAACCGUUUUAUCAUGUGGUAGGAAGCUCAAGGUGGAUUAAAGUGUACACUUUAAGGGAUUUAUUCACAACCUUGUCUUCUUAUUCGAGUUUGAAUUAUAAACUAAUUGCUGGAAACACAGCUCAAGGAGUAUUCAAAACUUACUCAAAACCUGUCGAUCUAUACGUAGAUGUAACCUCAAUUCCUGAAUUAAUAUCUCAUGAUUUUAAAAAUAAUUCACUCGUUUUGGGAGCUAAUACUACACUCACAAAAGCAAUAGAAGUUUUUAUCGAAACGUCAAAAAAAUAUCCCAAUUUUGUCUAUUUGAAAGACUUGGCCCAACAUAUUGAUUUAAUAGCUAAUGUUCCUGUUAGAAAUAAAGGUACUUUAGCUGGAAAUUUAAUGAUGAAACAUGAUCAUAAUGACUUUCCUUCUGAUAUUUUUCUAAUAAUGGAAACAGUGGGUGUUCAAUUCACUAUUGUGUCAGUAAAUGGACAAGAAGUAACGUUAAGUCCUCUCGAUUUCAUUAAAAGUGACAUGAAAUUAAAAAUUUUGCAAAAUAUUGUUUUUCCUGAGUAUACGACUAAUGUAAAGUUUGUGAGCUACAAGAUAAUGCCUAGAGCUCAAAACACUCAUGCACAUGUCAAUGCUGGUUUUCUAUUUAAAUUUGAAAAUGAUUUAAUCCAAGAAGCUCGAAUCAUUUACGGAAAUAUAAACCCAACCUUAGUUCAUGCUAUUGAAACUGAGAAAUUUUUAGUGGGCAAACAUUUGUUUGAUAAUAGCGUGUUACAACAAGCUUAUGGUAUUUUGUCAACAGAAUUGGAUCCCAACUUGAUACCACCUGAUCCUAGUCCGGAAUUUAGAAAACAAUUAGCCAUAGCACUAUUUUAUAAAGCUAUUUUGACAAUCGCUCCCUCUGAUAAAAUAUCACUAAAAAAUAAAUCCGGUGGUUCACUCUUGCAACGACCAAUUUCAAAAGGAGUGCAAGACUAUGACACUAAGAAGUCUUUGUAUCCCCUAACUCAACCAAUUUCAAAAUUAGAAGCUCUAGCACAAACAACUGGUCAAGCUCAAUACAUUGAUGACAUGCCAGACCUCCCCAAUCAAUUAUUUGGGGCUCUUGUUCUUGCAGAAUCACCUCCAAAUUCAAUUAUCAAAAGUAUCAACUCGAAAAAAGCCUUGGAACAAGACGAUAUUGUUGCUUUUUUUAGCAAAGACGACAUUCCCGGUGAUAACAAUUUUACUCCACUUAACAUCGCUUAUAUCACAGCCAAAGAAGAAAUUUUUUGCAGUGGAAGAGUUCAAUAUUACGAGCAACCAAUCGGAAUUUUGGUUGGCAAAAAUUUUCAAGCUGUUCAAGCGGCUACUAAACUAGUAGAAGUGACUUAUGAUGUACCAAAUAUUGAGCCAUUAUUAUCAGUUCGUCAAAUUUUGAAAUCUGGUAGAAAAGAUCGAAUUCUUGAAACAAAAACAAUCAAACCGAAACGCCGCGGUAAUGAUAUCAAGUAUGUGAUAAAAGGGACUUUUGACAUUCAUCACCAGUACCAUUUCCAUAUGGAAACUCAAUGUUGCAAUGUCAUACCAACCGAAGAUGGACUUGAUAUCUACCCAUCAAGCCAAUGGAUGGAUUUAACUCAAAUCUCGGCCGCAAACAUGCUCAAAAUCCCCAAUAACAAGAUUAAUGUUUUUGUCCGUCGAUGUGGAGGAGCCUUUGGGGCUAAAAUUAGCCGAAAUGGGUUGGUUUCAUGUGCUGCUGCUUUGGCAUCUUGGAAAUUGCGAAAACCAGUUAAAUUGUCACUGUCUUUGAGUACCAACAUUGCUGUAAUUGGGAAAAGAUGGCCGCUUUCAACUGACUAUGAAGUUGGUGUUAACGAUAAAGGAGUUAUACAAUACCUUGAUUGUACCCACUAUUCUGAUGUUGGUGCAAUUAGUAACGAGGAUGGUACUGGCGAACUUUUAAACCUAUUUAUGGCUAGUUAUGAUCCUGACACUUUCCACAUUCAAAUGAAUAAAGCAAUUACAGACACUCAUACUAACACUUGGGCUAGGGCUCCAGGGACCACUGAAGGGUUAGCAGCAAUUGAAGCAAUAAUCGAGCACAUUUCCUAUGUUGCUAGUGUUGAUCCGUUGGAAGUACGGCUUGCAAAUUUCCCAAAAGACUCACCACUUGUAAAAUAUGUCAACGAUAUUAAGUCGUGGGCCGAUAUUGAUAAGAGAAAAAGCGAAAUUAACACUUUUAAUCAGAAUAACAGAUGGAAAAAGAAAGGUCUAAGUGUGGUUCCAAUGAAUUAUGAAUUGAACCUAGCUGGUCCAUUUGCUGCUACAGUGUCUAUUUUCCACGGAGAUGGUUCCGUUCAAAUUUCACAUGGAGGGAUUGAAAUUGGGCAAGGAAUUAACACAAAAGCUGCGCAAGUGUGUGCUUACAAAUUAGGCAUCUCUCUUGAGAAAAUUUCAGUGAUUCCGAGUAACAGUUUUGUGGCACCUAAUUCAAUGCUGACCGGUAGUAGUAUUACUUCUGAGGCAGUUUGUUAUGGAGUUAUUCAAGCUUGUGAUCAACUCUUAGAUAGAAUUAAACCUUAUCGCAAAAAAUUUGAAAAUGUGACUUGGGAAGAAUUAAUCCAAAAGUGUUUUGAAGAUUAUGUCAAUCUAUCAGCGAGUGGCCAGUUUUCACCUAAAGAAAAAAAUGUGACUUCGUAUUCCAUUUACGGUAUUUGUGCGUGUGAAGUUUUGGUGGACAUUUUGACAGGUCAACAUAUAGUAUCCAGAGUUGACCUAAUCGAAGACACUGGUCAAUCAAUGAGCCCCGAAAUUGACAUUGGGCAAAUUGAAGGUGCUUUUGUUAUGGGAAUGGGUUACUAUACCAUGGAGCAUAUUAUUUUUAAUUACGAGGGCAAAAUUUUGACCAAUAACACUUGGACUUAUCAUCCCCCAGGUGCUAAGGACAUUCCGGUUGAUUUUAAUGUCAAGUUUCCGAAAAAUAAUCCAAAUCCGGUUGGGGUCCUAAAAUCUAAAGCAACUGGUGAACCUGCUGUAUGUCUCACAAUAGCAGUGCCUUUAGCAAUCCGAAACGCUGUAGCCUCUGCUAGACUUAAUGCAAAUUCCUCCAAUACAAAAUGGUUUCCAUUUGAUGGUCCAACCAAUGUCGAAAAUGUUUUCAUGAAUAGCUUAAAUGACUACUCGCAAUAUGUUUUGUGAAAUUUAACUAUCUACAGAUUAACUAGUUGCGUUAUCAGUGUAAUAUUUAUUUUUAUUUGUUUGCUAAACCAAGGUAAAUCAACUAAAUUGUUUAAUUUGUAAAUUAGGCAUUUAUUUGUUGAUCAAAUAAAAUAUGUAUUAGCAAAUCAAA
Molecule: messenger RNA, 4077 nt
Organism: Tribolium madens (black flour beetle)
Lineage: Eukaryota; Metazoa; Arthropoda; Insecta; Coleoptera; Tenebrionidae
Product: indole-3-acetaldehyde oxidase-like
Exons: 18
Coding region: 108-3926 (1272 amino acids)
Molecular function (GO): iron ion binding; oxidoreductase activity; FAD binding
Source: RefSeq, a predicted model, not a curated record